Messenger RNA from Pseudoliparis swirei, 2406 nucleotides. Its product is annotated as nucleolar and coiled-body phosphoprotein 1-like. The record is from RefSeq and is a predicted model, not a curated record. Lineage: Eukaryota; Metazoa; Chordata; Actinopteri; Perciformes; Liparidae. The coding region runs from base 275 to 1897 and encodes 540 amino acids. The transcript has 6 exons.
AAUAUAACUGGUUCAUAGUAUUACUUUAUUAAUAUAACUGGUUCAUAGUAUUACUUUCUUAAUAUAAUAACUGGUUCAUACUAUUACUUUAUUAAUAUAAACAACCUUAGUGUUUCCUUUGCUAAAGAGCUAAGUGAGGAAGCAUUAAAGCUCCUUCCGCUCUUAUUUUUGUUCCAGUUAACUACUUCCGGGUCAUUUCACUCCGUCAGACUCCUCAAACAAAGGGACUCAGCCAAAACUCCCGCGGUUAGUUUCUUCUUCUUCCGGAAACAACAUGGCGGCCGAGACUCGCGCCGGCCUCAACAACAUGUCGAAAGCCGUGAUGCUGAGAGACGUCGUCGUGAAUAAACUAACGACGGCCGCGCAGGAGAUCUUCGCGACCGUCGAGAGAACCGUGACCGGCUACGAGGAGGAGGCGUCGGGCCUGAGGCACGAGCUCGACCGGCUGAGGAGGCAGCUGGAGCUGCUCGCGCAGCCGGAGAUCAAAGUGGAGCCGACAGAUAAUCUUCUUCCUGGAGGAGGAGGAGGAGGAGGAGAAAAACUGUCCAGAUUUGAUCUGGCUUGUUCUUGUUCAGAUGUUGAGGAGUUUGGGAUCCGUGACGUCAUCAGCUACGCCGAGGAAGAGGAGGAAGGUAAAGAUGAGGAGAAGGAGUCUGCUGAGAGCACCCGUCUGGACCCAGAGGAGCUGAGGGACCCGGGUCCUCAGGUUCCUGUGGGGAGGAAGGGGGCUCCUCUGAAAUUCAGAGUCGGUCUGCUUCAGAACUCCAAGGCCGAGUUGCUCAUGGACGGCGGGUUGAAGUCCCCGGUCGUGAAGUGUCCCCGAGGCCUGCAGGAACCAGACUUCCUGGACCUGCUGAGGUCCACCUUCCCUCAGCUGACCGGCCCGUUCAACGCCUUCACCUCGGACUCCACCGGCAGGUCGUCCCUGUUCAUCCGAGUGAAGGCCGCCAAGAAAACCCCGAAGGAGAAGAAAAAGCUCCGUUCUGCUCCGAGGAAAGACGGCGAGGAAAGGAGGUCUUCGAAGGUUCCCGAACCGGCAGAGCGUCUCAGCAACGGAACCUCGACCUCCUGCCUCCCGCCCCUCCGCCGGCACACGGCUGAUCGGACGCCCAGGAAGUCGAAAGCAAAACGAGAAGGAGGAGCUCUUCCUGCUGCUGACAACCGGGAGGUGGAGGAGGAGGGGGAGGGGGGCUCGAAACCAGACGAGAACGAGGAGAAGUCGAGGGAGAGCAAAGCCAAGAAGAAGAAGAGGAAGUCGAGGGAGAGCAGCGACGAGAAGAAGAAGAGGAAGUCGAGGGAGAGCAGCGACGAGAAGAAGAAGAAGAGGAGGAAGAAGCUGAAGCGGAAACGUCAGGCGGAAACCGAACGAGGAGGAGAUCUUCCUGUUGCUGACAAUGGAGACGAAAAAGAGGAGGAGGAGGAGGAGGAGAAAGAGGAGGACUUGAAGCCAGACGAGAACCACAAGGAGCCGAGGAAGAGAAGGAGGAGUCAAGGAGUCCAGACAAAGAUCUCCAGUCUGGGUCCGGGGGACCCGGGUCAGCAGACUCUGAGGAUCAAGGAGGAUGUGAUGGCAGCAGACCGUGGUUCUCCUCCUGGAGGAGGGCCGUCCGUGAAGAAGAAGAGGAGGAGGUGCAGUGGGGGGGCUCCUCUGCACCGGGUCGGUCAGGACCCUCAGGCCGACCCGCUGCCAGCAGACGGGUCGAAGUCCCCGGUCCAGAAGCCGAGGCGUCCCCGAGACCCGAAGGAUCCGGACCUCCUGGACCUGCUCAGGUCCACCUUCCCUCAGGGGCCCCCUUACCUGAGGGUCCACCAGUGCACUCGCGUCGCGGGGGGAACCGUCCAGCUGGCGUCGGGGAAGCUUUUGCCGGUCGCACCGCCUCGUCCUCUCAAGCGUUGACCGGAGACUCUCGAGGUUGAAUAAAAUGGAUUUGUAUUUAAUUCGGAUGAAAGCCAAAAUGAGUCCAUGGUGAUGACGAUGUGACGUUUUGUUGGUUUUAUCCGAAAAAGACGACUAGCGGACGACUGUUUACGGCUUGUUUUCUGUUCCGUUCCAUCGAUGCUAAGCUAAGCUAGCAUCGUAGCCUGUCGGGUGUUAUGGUUAGUACCGUGUGGACGUCGAUGUACUACUACGAGAUAUUAUAGAGACUUUUUGUCGCCUCGACCCCCCCCCCCCCAAAUUUUUUGAAUAUGUUCUUGUUCAAAAAGUUUUGGCUCAACUAGUUUUUCAGCUAUUUUCAUAUUUAGUUUUUUUAGAGUGGUGUUAAAUAUUUUCAAAUUCUCUUGAAAGAUUUCUGAUCAUUCCGUCCUGGCUGUGGAUGCCAAGAUCCGUUUGUGUGAAAGGAGGAUGAGGAGGAGGAUGAGGAGGAUGAGGUCUCACUCGCACAAAUAAAAACAAGACACUUGAGA